Molecule: messenger RNA, 739 nt
Organism: Punctularia strigosozonata HHB-11173 SS5
Lineage: Eukaryota; Fungi; Basidiomycota; Agaricomycetes; Corticiales; Punctulariaceae
Product: 40S ribosomal protein S14
Exons: 4
Coding region: 47-505 (152 amino acids)
Biological process (GO): ribosomal small subunit assembly; translation; maturation of SSU-rRNA from tricistronic rRNA transcript (SSU-rRNA, 5.8S rRNA, LSU-rRNA)
Cellular component (GO): ribosome; cytosolic small ribosomal subunit
Molecular function (GO): small ribosomal subunit rRNA binding; structural constituent of ribosome; mRNA 5'-UTR binding
Source: RefSeq, a predicted model, not a curated record
GUCCGUCCUCCUCAAGCCCCUCCCGCCUCAAGAAUAUCCUGUUACUAUGCCCCCGAAGAAAGGCACGAAGGCGCCCCGCGAAGAUGCCGCGGUCUCACUUGGCCCGCAGGUCGCGGAGGGCGAAUUGGUGUUCGGAGUUGCCCACAUCUUCGCGUCUUUCAACGACACCUUCGUGCACGUCACUGAUUUGUCGGGAAAGGAGACCAUCUCCCGUGUCACCGGUGGCAUGAAGGUUAAGGCCGACCGUGAUGAGUCCUCUCCCUACGCAGCCAUGCUUGCCGCGCAGGACGUUGCUGCCCGCUGCCGCGAAGUUGGUAUCACCGCUCUUCACGUCAAGCUGCGCGCGACCGGUGGAACCGGCACCAAGACCCCUGGCCCCGGCGCGCAGAGCGCCCUCCGCGCGUUGGCUCGUGCUGGCAUGCGUAUCGGUCGCAUUGAGGAUGUCACUCCCGUCCCCACUGAUUCGACCCGUCGCAAGGGUGGUCGCCGUGGUCGUCGGCUCUAGAUUCGCAUCAAAAGUGCCGCAUACGUCUGUUUAUGUCGCAUGUAUCUACGGUUGUGGUCAUGACACCAAUGUCGCUGCUCGACGCGCAUCAGGUUUCUUGCGAACCUGCCCCGCGGUCGUUCCAUUCUCAUGCUGCUUGUGCAAUCGUUCAUCAGUAUGCUGUGUCUUGUGCAGGUCGUGUGCGUAUGAAACGAGAACCACCAUCGAUUGGUCCAGUUCCGAUUCCGGCGCCAA